Molecule: messenger RNA, 4726 nt
Organism: Daucus carota subsp. sativus
Lineage: Eukaryota; Viridiplantae; Streptophyta; Magnoliopsida; Apiales; Apiaceae
Product: protein STICHEL
Exons: 6
Coding region: 707-4495 (1262 amino acids)
Biological process (GO): DNA-templated DNA replication; DNA repair
Cellular component (GO): DNA polymerase III complex; DNA replication factor C complex; nucleus
Molecular function (GO): DNA-directed DNA polymerase activity; DNA clamp loader activity; DNA binding
Source: RefSeq, a predicted model, not a curated record
CCAAAAUAAAAUCAAAAUUUUCCACAUAUUUGUACACACACAAUACAUACAUACAUCGUUAUACAUGUAUGUCUCGUACCAGAAUCUUUGAAGAGCGUGCUUGGAGGGAGAAACAACACUUAACUAUGUAUCUCCCUUCCAUUAUUUAUUUCUUCUACACAAACAAACGUUACACUUUCAUUUUUCAAAUCCUAAUCACUUUUCUGGUCUCCAUUUCUGUUCCGUUCUGUAAGUAUAUUUUAUAAACACAGACACAUAUUUAUGUAACACCCACACAAAACACACACACACUGUGUGUUAUUUUUGGAUGUAAGAAAAACCCACUUCACUUAGAUCUGCAACUUGGCUUACAACUAUGUUAUGUAAUAAAUAUAUGUGUGUGUAAGUACUAGGUCAAUGUAUGCAUUCAUUUUGCAUUAGGGUUCUUUUUAUAUUGUGAUUUAGCUUUUUGGUUAGAAGUAGGAAAAAAUUAUGUUUUACAGCAAAUAUAUGUGUUUUUAAGUAAUGGGUCAAUGUGUAUUCAUUGAAUUGGUGUUCUUUCUAGCAUUUUUUUGAGUUCUUUGUGUUAUUUGAAGUGCUUCUAUAGGUUUUAAGCAAUAAAGAUUGGUGCUUUAUUGUGCUAGGCCACUGUGUAUUGCAUUAGUUUGGGUAGUUUUGAUUAUUUGAGCUGAUUUUAUAAGUAGUUUUUAGGCAAGAAAGAUUGAUAAUGAUGUCAGAGAUGCAUGGUGGCAUUGGAAAGAUUGCCAGCAAUCAGCAUAUGAAGAAAGAACUCACUCAAAUUCGAAAGGCUGCAAGGGUUCUUAGAGAUCCCGGGACUACCUCGACGUGGCGGUUGCCUUUAAGUUCAGGUAGAUCUUUAGCUGUUGUUGCAAAUGAGGCAUUGCCAUCUUUUCGAUAUAAUCAUUGUUAUGAUAGUUAUAGGAGUAAUGGUAGUGGUAAUGAAUUGGUUUAUGAUAGUAAUAAGGUUAAUUUGGGAGAUGAAAAUGAUGGUAGGUGUAGUGGGAAGGUUAAGGAUAAAAGGGUGUUUUUGUGUAAUUGGAAAAGUCAAAAAUCGGGUAGCGAAAAGAGUAUGCAAUCAUUAGGUCAGAUAGUAAGGUAUGAGAAAAGAGAUGGAGAUAAUGACGGUGAUAUGUCUUUAGAGGAAGGUGUUGAUAAUAGUGUGAGUGGUUCGCGGAAUGGUGGUGGGGAUUCGAAGACUGAUACUUUCUUUGCGGAUAGAUAUGCUGCCUUGGUCUUUGGAUGUAAAGGUGCAAAGUUAAUACCGUCAGUUAGGAGAAAUACUAUGAAGAGAAAAGUGAAAAGGACUACCCGAUCAGCUGCUUUGUGGGAAUACCAUUUGCAGCAACAAAUUGUGGGUAGUAAGACUGGAAAGGAAGAAGAUUUGGAGAGUUUUGUUGAUCAAUCUGAUGAUACUGGAUACUUCAAUUCUGAAGAUUUGCGUCGAUAUUCAGCUGAAUCACCAUUUCUGGCACGGCUUAAGUCCUCAAAAUUGUUGAGAGGUAGUUUUAAAGAUGUCUCUUCUUAUGCUUAUAGUACCCCAGGAAUGUCAGGGUGUUCAUUUAAUAGGUAUAGUGUUAGAAAUCCUAGCACUGCAGAGUCUUGGAAUCCGACUACCGAAUCUUGCAAUGAUGAGAUAAAUGAUAGUUUAGAUUCCCGGGGUAGUCGGGGAUGUGGGCUACCGUGUUGGUCUAGGAGGAGCAGUCCUAAGUACAGAGGGGCACGUGGGAGUUCUUGCUCGCCGUCGCUUUCUGAUAUUUUGAGAAGGAAAGGAAGCAGUCUUCUGUGUGGAAGUCAAACUAUGUAUCACAGACGAUAUUAUGGAGCAUCUUUGAGUUCCAAACAGAAGACAUUCGAAUCGAAGACUUCUCAAGGUCUAGUUCCUUUGCUAACUAGUACGGGUGAUGGUAGAGUUGGAUCGUCAUUAGAAACAUGGAGGACUGAUGAUGAUCUCUCCACAAACUACGGAGGGACUGAUCUGGAAGGAUCAAAUCGACUGGAUGGAAGAAGGUGGUCAACAACCUAUGAGAGCCAAGAUGGCUUGGAAUUAGUUGCACUCAAUAAAGAAAGAGAAUAUGAAAGUGUUGGGACUUUGAGCCACAGGUAUAGGCCGAUGUUUUUUUCGGAAUUGGUUGGGCAAAAUGUUGUCAUUCAGUCCCUCAUGAAUGCAAUUUUGAAGGGAAGGAUAGCUCCUCUUUAUCUUUUCCAAGGUCCUCGGGGCACUGGGAAAUCGUCAACUGCAAGGAUCUUUGCAAAUGCUUUGUAUUGUCUUGCUAACGAGAAAAGUAAGCCUUGUGGAGUUUGCCGGGAAUGUACCAACUUUAUAGGUGAAAAGAGCAAGGAUCUUACUGAAGUUGAUGGCUCCAACAAAAAGGAAAUUGUUAAAGUUAGAUGUAUGUUGAAAAGAUUGUCAGCAAGUCCCUUAGUGACCUUUUCUCGGUAUAAGGUAUUUAUUAUUGACGAGUGUCACUUGUUACCGGCAAAGACAUGGUUAGCAUUCUUGAAGUUCCUUGAGGAACCACCUCCACUUGUCCUGUUCAUAUUCAUAACAACUGAUCUCGAUAAUGUGCCUCGCACUGUUUUAUCGAGGUGUCAGAAGUUCAUCUUCAACAAAAUUAGAGAUCGUGAUAUUGUUUCCAGGUUGCAAAAGAUUUCACAUGAGGAGAAUCUAGAUGUUGAAUCAGAUGCAUUGGAUUUAGUUGCUCUAAAUGCUGACGGUUCACUUCGAGAUGCAGAAACUAUGCUGGAGCAGUUGACAUUGUUGGGCAAAAGAAUCACCACAGAUCUAGUCAACGAACUUGUGGGUGUCGUUUCUGAUGAGAAACUUUUAGAACUACUGGAGCUGGCCAUGUCCUCUGAAACAGUAGAAACAGUAAAAAGAGCUAGAGAGCUAAUGGACUCGGGCAUUGACCCAAUGCUAUUGAUGUCUCAGCUGGCGACUCUCAUUGUGGAUAUUAUAGCUGGAACAUACCACAUUGUUGAUUCCAGACACGAUGAUUCAUUCUUUAGCGGGAGAAGUCUGAAUGAUGCUGAAUUGGACAGAUUAAAGCAUGCUCUAAAGCUUCUUUCUGAGGCAGACAAGCAGCUAAGAACUUCAAGUGAACAAUCCACAUGGUUCACAGCAACACUAUUGCAGCUAGGCUCUGUACCUUCACCAGACCCUAGUUUGUCUGGAAGCAGUAGGAGGCAGAGUUCCAAGACGAUUGAGGAGGAUCCAUUGAGUACUACAAGGGAAGUUAUUAUUCAAAAUGGCUAUGCAUUGCGGAAGUCAACUACACCAAGAUCUUUGUUUAAAGCCUCGCAACGAGAUUCAAUAAGUCAAGAAGAGCAACUACAUAGUCUGGACUCAAAGGCUACUCAAUGCCGGUAUUUAGAUAGUUCUCCACCAAAUGUGUCACACAAUGAUUCUGCAAUGGAAACAACAAAUUCAAGUAGUGCAGAUUCAGGCAUUUUAAAUGACCUAUGGAUGCAAUGCAUUGAAAAGUGCCAUACUAGUACGCUGAGACAGCUGCUUCAUACUUAUGGAAAGCUCGUGUCAAUCUCUGAAGUCGAAGGUGAUAUUAUUGCUAAUAUUGCCUUCCAAAAUAGAGCUGUCAAGAUUAGAGCUGAAAGGUCUGUGAGCAGCAUUGAAAACUCGUUUAAAAUUGUUUUACAGCAUGAUGUAGUAGUCAAAAUCAUACUAGUGACAGAUGACGAGAAUUCAGUAAGUAGUGGAAGACGUGUAAUAUCACCGGAAUCUAUGGUUCAGAAGCAAAUGUACAAAACUGAGGUGAUCAAUGGCGAAAGGAGAGUUAUUUGCACUAACGAAUUAUAUGGGUAUUCUGAUCUUGAGUCUUACCAACCAGUGCAAGUAUCAAGAGCGUCUUUAAAUGAUUCUGAUUGCAAGCCAGUUGGAAUAUCUGACCUUAAUGCAGAAUCACCAUCUCGGAUGGUCGAAGGGAAUGCUAAAAGCAGCAGUGCUGAAGAGAGAAAGCUUGUAGCUCCUGUACGUAGAAUCGAGUCUAUUAUACAUGAGCAAAGGUUAGAAACUGCAUGGUUGCAGAUCGCGGAAAAAGGUACUCCUGGAUCAUUUAGUAGAUGGAAACCUGAGAGAAACCAAAUCCUGCCUCAAGAGGGUAUCUACAACAGAAAUCAAAGUGAAUCAAUGGACUCUAAGAGCUUGAAAUCUCAACACUGGGAAGAUGAGCUGAAUGCUGAACUGAAUGCUCUAAAGAUUAAUGGUGGAAAGGUCCUUGUCAGGGACCAAAUAGGUAAAAGGAUUGAUCAUUAUCCAAUGUCUCCAAGCUUGUUGCACAACAACUUCAACAGAGAAAGCACGGGAUAUGAAUCUAGCACGGGAGCUGGAGGUUGCAGUGGACUACUUUGUUGGAUUAAUCCAAAAAACCCUAAAAGGGGGAAGAACAAACAAAGGACGCCUGGCCAUUCACAGAAAAGUAGACGCUUUUUAUGGUUUGGAGAGUGUGCAAAGUUGAGGACUCAGGAUAGAUUUAGAUCAUGAUACAGAAGUACUCAACUUUAGAGUUACAAAUUUCAAACCCAACCCCUCCAUUUUUGUUUAGUAUAUCUAGUUUUUUUGUCUAAACAUUUCAAGAGACAACAAUAGUUUUAAUAAAGCUGAGGACAUUCUAAAUUGUGCCUUGUAUAUCUACAUGUGAGAUAGCUUUAAUAAAUAGAAUACAUUAUAUUCAGCAGAAAUAAAUAAAUCAGAAGACAAAUUUUUUGUGGCUUA